AUGAGUGGCCCGUUCAUCUCCGCCUCUAGACCCAGGGCGCUCAUGUCUCUAUGGGGGUGUGUGUGGCUGUUGGGCUGCUGCAGUGUGGUGGUCAGAGCCGCACCGGGGGACUCGCCUGGGACCACUAACUCGGGGACAAGCUUCAGCGGAGCCAAUGGACCCCUGGGAUGGCUCCUGUCCGACAAGGGCCCAUUCCACCACUCACAGGAGUUUACCGAUUUCACUGAGAGGUAUCAGCAGGGAUUCACCACCAAAUACAAGAUUUACAGGUAA
This is a messenger RNA of Knipowitschia caucasica, 273 nucleotides long. The record is from the annotation of a GenBank genome assembly. NCBI's taxonomy places the organism in Eukaryota, Metazoa, Chordata, Actinopteri, Gobiiformes, Gobiidae.